This is a messenger RNA of Zingiber officinale, 6665 nucleotides long. RefSeq lists its product as uncharacterized. NCBI's taxonomy places the organism in Eukaryota, Viridiplantae, Streptophyta, Magnoliopsida, Zingiberales, Zingiberaceae. The record is from RefSeq and is a predicted model, not a curated record. Gene Ontology annotation, molecular function: zinc ion binding; protein binding; histone H3K36 methyltransferase activity. Gene Ontology annotation, biological process: regulation of DNA-templated transcription. Gene Ontology annotation, cellular component: chromatin; nucleus. The transcript is spliced from 18 exons. The coding region runs from base 213 to 6413 and encodes 2066 amino acids.
GCCGUCCUAUUUAUUUUCGUUUUUUGAUUAUUAUUAAAUCCGUAACACCAACCGAGACAGGGAGAGAGAGAGAGAGGAGAGAGAGAAAGGUUGGUUGAACGCCGACGAGGAGGCGAUCUCUCGCUGAGUCUCCUUCCUUUAUCGUCCCCAGGAUCGUCAGGUGGCUGGAUCAUUUGUCGAGCAAUUUGGGUAUGAUUUAGGUUGUCUUAGGAAUGAGGGGUUCCUUUGGCGAUCGAGAUAUUUUGUUUGGACCGCCGGGAGCAUUUGGAGAUGAAAUACUCGAGGGGAACAAUGAUGGGCUUAUUUAUAUAACAAACGAGGAGGAAUUACCAAGCUUUGAAGAGUUUUCCGUGCUGGUGGAUAACAAUACUGGUACAACUGAAAAGGCGUUCAAUAAUGUGAAUGGAUAUACCCAUCUAGAAGAAAUCUCUAUUUUCAAUUCUGGAAACAAGCAUGCAGCAUCCAUCAAGGAGAUAAAGGAUGUAAAUGAAAAAUCUGGUUGUUUUAUUGGAGUUGAGGAAGAAAGAAAUACACUUAUUAUACAACAGGGAGUCUCAGCUGAAAACCAAAAAACAGUUGCAGCAAAAGGCUUUGCUUCCUCCAUAUCGGAUAACUGGACGGGUAAUUCUGUUGUAUCUAUGCAUAGAGCUGGAUUAUGUGUUGAGGAUAUGAAGGAGACUAACGAAAGUUGUGAGAACUAUUUGCCAUCUUUUGAAAAAAAUGGCCUUCUUGUUGCGGACCAAGGUCUGUGUGUUAUUCCACCAGAUACAACUACAGAUGUGGUACCUAGAGAGUCUUUGAGCACAACUUGUUUUGAUUGUGGUGGCAGAGGUAUUCAUUCUAGUGCUGAUAACAGGAAGGAGAACACUGAAACAUACGAAAGAUCUGUUUGGUCUGUCAAAAUGAAUGAUUACCUCGACUUAGAGGACAAACAGUUGUUAAAGGGUGCAAAGAUUAUUGAUGAAGAAAAGCAUCAUAGAAUUCCAAGCUUGUCAUCAUCACUAAAAUCUACAGAUGUUUAUGAAACUUCUGCAGCAGCAGGUGCCUUAAAAGUUGAAGAUUCAAUUGCUCUGUCCUGCAAUGAGAAAGGUUGCAAGAGAGGUGGAAUACCUCCUCUGGGUUAUCCUGGACUAACAAUUGAUUGCUCCUCAAUCAGCGUUGAUGGAUUAAUGCCUCACCAAGUGGAACCUUGCAUUACUUUUUCUGAUAACUUGGAUGCUACAUGUGUUGGUUCUUUUGUAGUUGGUAAAGUGGAGGACACACUUUUUUUAGAUGCUGACAGACUUGAAUGUAGCCUUCCCAAGGAUAAACUACCUGUAUUAGAUUGUGGCAAUGGUGAAAAACAUGAGCCAUUUGAUUCACUAGAUGACCAGGGGUUAUGCUCAAGUUCCUUGAGAGAGCUGAGACAAGAUGCUUUUUGUGUUGAGGGGAAAUUUGUAUCACCUCAGCAGACUGUUGACGGAGCUGUUUAUCUCGUUUCAAACAUAGCUAGAGGAUUAAGUGAAGGUUCCCUUGAGGAAGUUGCUUCUUGCUUCUCAGGAGCGGGAUCAUCCUUGCAACAAUCAUUCACUGCCUGUACUGCUGCAUUGGGUCACUCUUUUGAUCCCUCACCAGGAACCAAUUAUGACAGAACAGCCACUGGUAAUUUUAACAUGCCAUCUACUAGCUGUAGCAAUGUAAAAGAAUCCUGUGGAAAGGUGAGUGAAAGGGGGAUGGUUGAUUCAAAACUUGAUCCUACGAUUGUCUUUAGGCGAACCAAUCCAAAGCGUGCUGUGUCCUUGAGAAAUAAACAGAUGGAUUCAAAGCCCAAUCACUUAACUAGAAAAAGGAAUAAAGCAAGGAAGUGCAAGACUGUAGCUGAUGCCAGUUCAUCAUUUUCAAUACAAAUUAAACCCACAAGGAAAAGAAGCUGCUUCAAUAGAAUGGCACGAAGAUCUCUCUGGGGUGAAUCUUCCAACUUAAUGACAUCUUUCACAGUGAAUGAUGGGUCUGGAACAUCCACUUUUGUUUUGGAUCAGAUUCAGAAUAAACCCUUUAAAAGAACUCAGUACCGAAGAGCUAAAGGGGAAAUACAAACUGGUAGCAGGGGUAAUAUUGUUAAAUCACUGCAAACACAAUUAUCCUUUUCAACUGAUUCCGCCCACCUAAAGGAUGAAAAUAAUUGGCAACUGAAUGUCCUGAAUGUUGCUGAUUCACAUUGUUCUCUAGAAGGCCGUGAUAUUGCUUUACCAAACUCAAGUAGUACUGCUGAAGUGGGCAUACCCAAUAUACAUGGCGAAGCUGGUGUGCUUGCUCAUGUUGUAUCGUUUGUUCAACAAGAUGGACAGCAAGCUGAUAAGGACAUUGAAAGUACUCUAACACAAGAUGUAUCUGUUGAUGACAUGCUUGGGGAGUGCCCUGGUAUUUCAUCUGAAAUGGGCCUGGAAGCCUUGGUUCACACGGUUGUUGAAAAACAGUUGCUCGAUCAAGAAUCUUCACCUGACUCUGAUAUUUAUAAUCCAAUUGCCAGUGCCAUUCCCACUGAUACUGAUAUUUUGAGGCUCCAGGAUGUUGGAGAAGAUCAUGAGUCAGUUUUACCGUUGGAUAUGCAGCAUCAAACUGGAAAUAAGAAAGUCUUGGUAGAAAAAGUUGAAAAGACCAUGCAAAAAGCAUAUGACUUAUAUGAGGAUACUUUGAUCAAUGAUAAAUUUCAGAAUUUAAAGACUGAGAACAUAGCUGCAGAGCCUUUAAAAUAUGUUAGGAAGAAACGCAAUGGAUAUAGGGGAAAAAAUCUUGUAUCCUUAGAGUCUAAAAAUGAAGCCAACAUGAAAGCUUCCAUAAGGUCAUUUCUUGGUGAGUCUAGUAUCCAUGGAAAGGCAGAGUUGGACCACAAUGAAGAACCCUUGCAAGAGCUGGAGUGCAAAACCUGGACAUUGCCUGAUAAUUCUAUCAGGAAUAUACAGCCAGAAGGAGAAUUGUUGAUGUCUGAUAAAAUUAAAGGAAAGAAAGUAACAAAAAGUGGCAGAAUGAGUUUGGUUAAAGGGAAAGCAACUAAAACUGAUUCUUCAAGACCUCACAGACUGAAAUCUUUUGACAAAAAGAAACAUGAUGUAGUGAAAUUAGAGAAGACAAGAAACAAAAAGAAAAACCAGAUACUAGAUGCUGGCCAGGAAGUUUGCAGGAGCACAUCAGGGUCUCCAACAUUAACUUGUAAUGAGUCGGAACUGAAGAACAGUAGCACUGGAUUAGAUAGUCAAUCUCUACGAAAGAGGCAAGCAUGGGUGCUUUGUGAUGAUUGCCAGAAAUGGCGAUGCAUUCCAACUGCUCUUGCAGAUACCAUUGAGCAAACUAACUGUAACUGGACUUGCAAGGAUAACACAGACAAGGCAUUUGCUGAUUGUUCUAUACCACAAGAGAAGACAAAUUCAGAGAUAAAUGCUGAAUUGGAGAUUACUGAUGCUUCCUGCGAUGAAGAUGCUCCUAAGAAAAAUUUUGUUUUACCUGUAAAGUCAAAAUUAGCUAACCAGCCAGCUCCUUGGGUACAUGUCAAAUCCAAUGUGUAUCUUCAUCGUAGUCGGAAAAGUCAGACAAUUGAUGAGAUCAUGGUUUGUCACUGUAAGCCUCCUUCAGAUGGCAGUUUGGGUUGUAGAGAUCAAUGUUUGAACCGGAUGCUCAACAUAGAGUGUGUCAAAGGAACCUGCCCAUGUGGGGAGCUUUGCUCAAAUCAACAGUUCCAGAAACGCAAAUAUUCCAGACUCAAGUCUAUUCCUUGUGGGAAAAAAGGAUUCGGGCUCCAGUCGCUUCAUAAUGUAUCCCGUGGACAGUUUCUCAUUGAGUAUGUAGGAGAGGUUCUUGAUUUUGCUACAUAUGAAGCCCGUCAAAGAGAUUACGGUUCCCGAGGUCAGAGGCAUUUCUACUUCAUGACCUUGAAUGGUGGUGAGGUAAUAGAUGCAUGUGCAAAAGGAAAUUUGGGACGUUUUAUCAAUCAUAGUUGUGAGCCUAAUUGUCGGACUGAGAAGUGGAUGGUAAAUGGAGAAGUUUGCAUUGGACUAUUUGCAAUAAGGGAUAUAAAAAAGGGCGAAGAACUCACCUUUGAUUACAACUAUGUACGAAUAUUUGGUGCUGCUGCCAAAAAAUGUGUUUGUGGUUCUUCUGUUUGUCGAGGUUAUAUUGGUGCUGAUCCAUUGAGCACCGAGGUAAUUGUUCAAGACGAUACUGAUGAUGAAUAUCCUGAACCCAUUAUGGUCCACAAAGCUAGUGCAAAGGCAUCAUAUAUUGAUAUGUCAAACUCUGAUGCGCAUGAUUUCCUUGUGAAAGAUACAUACGUUUCUAUUGAAAAAAAGAAAUUAUUAGAUGAGUGUUCUCCAGUCUCAGUGACAGAUAAUUGUCAACAAUUGAAAGAUACCUUAUGUGCAUCUAGCCAUAAUGACACCGUAUUCACUGGUCUUGGCAAUUUAAAGGUCCGGAAUUCUGUUUCUAGACGCAUGAAUGAGGUCAAAUUACCUGAAGACAGAUCAAACACAUUGGAUAAUCAAAAGGAAGAGAUCCUUUGCUCUCCCUUGAUAGAUGUUCAGCAAAUUAAUUCUCCUUCUAAAGCUUCUCCAUUGAUUGCUGACGUCAUUACUGAUUCUGUAAACAUUGCCUCAACAUCUGAUACUAGUAAUGAGCAACUAAAUAUGGUAAAAACUAACAUUCCAAAGUCAUCUCAGUCAAGUCAAAUGGUAAAAAAAAUCAAGCCAUGUGUAAAAGCUGUAGUGCCACCAAAAUCUAAAAGAUCAUCAGUACAAUCUAGCAAUGCUGGGUUUGAGAGAGUUGAAAAAGAACUGAAUGAGUUGUUGGAUGCAAAUGGGGGCAUUAGCAAGCGGAAGGAUGCUACUAGAGGCUAUUUAAAGCUUCUGGUUUUGACUGCAGCAGCAGGAGAUAAUGUUGGAGGCGCUUCUCAAAGUAUACGGGACCUUUCCUUGAUUCUUGAUGCACUCCUCAAAACAAAAUCUCGGACAGUAUUGAUGGAUAUAACCAACAAGAAUGGUUUGCAGAUGUUGCACAAUAUAAUGAAGCAGAACCGAAGUAUAUUUAGUAGAAUUCCUAUAAUUCGAAAGCUUCUCAAGGUGCUGGAGUUUCUUGCAUUAAAAGAAAUUCUUACCCCAGAGCACAUUAAUAAAGGUCCUCCAUGUAGCGGAAUGGAGAGCUUCAAAGAAUCAAUGCUGAGUUUAACCAGGCAUAAUGACAACCAGGUUCAACAAAUUGCUCGUAACUUUAGAGACAAGUGGAUUCCUCGUACAAUUAAACGAAUUGAACCAUCAGACCGAGAUGUGGUACCAGAUUCACAGCGAUCCUACAGUGCUCGGUCUCAUUUACCACUCUUUCAAUGCCACCUUGAUCUAGGCUCAAGAGACAGUGAUGCCAUUGUGUGUGUUAGUGAACCGAUGGAGCAACCAAUUAUUCCGACUUUACUCGAUCAACAUGGGGAAACAUUUGCAAAUUUGACUGAUAAUAAUUCAAAUUCUGGGACAAGGACUCGCAAACGGAAGAGUAGAUGGGAUCAGCCAUCUGAUGACAAAGUUUCAAUUCAACAAAACAUCUGGUCAAGAGAAGAGCAAACAACAGAACCAUGUUUGAAACUUAAGAAAACUGCUUUUUCAAAUGUUGAGUUUAGUUCUACAGCUGAAGUUCUGAGACACAGUUAUGAGAGCCAGACUAAGGAGGAUUGUGGAGCUUCAAGUGGGAAAACUUUGGUCCGGCGUAGCACAGAUGAGGUACCUCCUGGGUUUGGUUCAGCACUGAAGAAUCAUGUUUCUCAUGAGCUAAUUAAUCCUAGAGGUGAAGUGGUUGUAGGUCAUCGUCAGGAUAGGUAUCUCUCCCACAUGACUGUGUCAUAUGGAAUUCCGGUGACCCUCGUUCAGAAACUGGGAACUCCUGGUUGUGAAGUAGACUCUGAGGACCACAAUCCUUGGAAAAUUGCACCAAGCAUUCCUUUCCACCCAUUUCCUCCCCUUCCUUCAUAUCCUCGAGGACAACCAAAUCACCAAAAUCUUGGAACGGGAUCUUUGUGUAUCAGCUCAGUCCAUGCCUCAAGUGCAACACACUUAUGCAAACCAGGUGUCCAGGAUUAUCAUUCAGCAGAUGCUCCUGUUCAAUCUGUAUCAGCAGGAAUGGCAGCAGAUAAAUCGAAAGCUUGGCCAAGGAACCCUCAGAUACGGGAAAGAAUGAAUUGGACUAACAAUGGCCGUGGCAGGAGGUUCUUUCAGCCGGAGAGAAGGAACAACCAAAAAUUUCGGCGGUGCGCUCCCUGGUCACAAGAAGGCAAUGCUUCUGGACUUGCUAGUAAUUCAAGAUGUAGAGAUAGUGGCAAGACCUUCAGGGAUGAGAGGAAAUACUGGCCUCCCUUCCCUCAGGAAGAUUGUGUGAACUCCAAGGCUCAAAAAGGCAGAUGAAAGUGUAGGCGUAGGAAAAUCUGAGGGACAUUGUUGGUGAUUCCUGUGCUCCAAGUGUAAGAAAUGGCAAUGUUAUCUCUAAAUGUUCGUCGACAGCUAGGCAUAAUUGAUGACCUCAUUUAAUUGAGAACAGUAAAAGAGAGGAAAAAAACAGUAAAGAAGAAAAAGAUAGAAGCAGCAGUUGAAGCGCUUCUGUGUAUCUCUUAUUCUUUUACAAGCAAAUUUGCUUCUAAUUAAUUUUCCCUUCAAUCC